Messenger RNA from Styela clava, 3137 nucleotides. RefSeq lists its product as uncharacterized. NCBI's taxonomy places the organism in Eukaryota, Metazoa, Chordata, Ascidiacea, Stolidobranchia, Styelidae. The record is from RefSeq and is a predicted model, not a curated record.
UCCUCCAUAUAUGCGAUUCAUCUUAUGCUCACGAUUGGCCAAGUGCAUUUUCUGACGAUGUAGUCAGGUCAGACGUACCGUAUUUAAAUGUUUUGGGUUUGAAAUACCAGAGUUUUUUCUGUCGCAAACUAAAACAUUAUAUUGAAAAAAUUAAUAUUGGUCAGAGUGAACUGCUGUGAGGAGGCGCGCCAGUCGUAGCAAAGGGUAGGCUACUGUAUUUAUCAUACGGCUGGCCUAUUUCAAUUUUCAAUACAAUUUCCGGAAAUCCUCUCAGCCAAGCCAGUGCGUUGACGCUCUCUUGUAGACAAUCAUUCUUUCUGGGCUCAGUGCGCUUGCUGUUCGUGUAUGAACGUUUCCUCUACAAUUCUACAACAGAAUAACACGAUGCUUCAGUUUCUGCGCUGUGUUAUAAUAUCUGCCUUAUUGAAUUGCGGUGGAGUAGUACAUGGAGCAAAAAAGAACAUCAGACCCCAAUUGUUUCAUUCAUGGGAAGUUGAAGACGGAAAAAGUGUAUUUAUUUUUGAUCAUGUGAUAGAUACUGAUAAACUUAUGAACCUGCAAUUGUAUUUCUUAUAUCCACGGAAAAUGAAAAUAAAUUUUGUACAUCAGAAUUUUGUAGAAAGCAUGGGACAAGGAUUAACACCAUUCAAUGUGAUGGCUAAUAAGACUGAAUUCUCCAACUUCGCUGUUUUCAAAAAUGCAAAAUCGUUGAUUAAAAAAUCUUUAGGCAAAGAGAUUUUUCUUGAAAAAGCUUAUGCUGAAGUACUUCAUUCACUUGAUCCCAAACCUCCUGUGACAAAGAAUUGUGAAGAUGGAAGUUAUAUUGCAACUGUAUUCUUAGCUAAUGAUUGGAAGCAUAAUAGCUAUGGACAGAUAUCUUUCUAUACCUUGUCUCGUAAUCGGAAUAUCACUGAGGAAUCGAGAUUGGAAAUAUCACAAACAGUUCAUCCAAAACCAGGAAGAAUGGUUGUCUGGCCAUCAUGUCUAACAUAUUGUCAUCAUCCACCUUCUGUUAAUUAUUUUGGAAAUCUGGCAACAGUGACAAUGGAAUUUUCUACAAAUGAACUUACAGAAGAUCCACCAAAACAAAAUGAAAAAGAUGAAAAGAAUGAAUUUGGCGAUUUCAAAUUUCCAAACAAGGAUUCGGAUAGGAAGAUUGAUUAUGAGAAACAUCUUAAACGAAAAUACUAUGACAGUCAGAAAAGGGGAAUUUAUGUUUUUGAUGAUUUAUAUACAACUGAAGAAUUAAGAGCUUGGCGUGAUCAUCUUCUUAAUGUUGGGAGACCUGGAAUCUCACACUAUGAUUUUGAUUUAUUAGAAGAUCAUGAUAAUGUACAGUGGAUUGUUCAAUAUAAUGUGUCACAAUUUUUGCAAACCCCUGUUUGGCAAAGAGUGGAAGAAUUGUUGGAGUUUGUUGGCGAAAAAAAUAAAUGGUAUCCUUAUGAUGUUGCUCUCAAUCUUGUACGACCAGCCGAUCAUACCAGAAUACAUCCAGAUGCUGAACACCAUCAGCACGAAUACACUUAUCUCUUGUACCUGACUGAAGGAAUAACUCAAAACGAUUUUGGUGAAACAGUCUGGUUUGAACAAAACUAUGAAAAUCUUGAUGGAAUUCAUCAAUUUACUCAUCCUGGUGGAGAGGAGUAUGAUCCAAUAGCAGCCGUGUGGCCGAAAUUCGGAAGAGUUGUGAUUUUUCAGAAUGUUAUCGAACACUCCGCUCGACCACUGAGUACAUCCCACCUAGGAUGUCGAUAUAGUUUUGCAGUUAAAUCAAGUAUAAAUAAACGUUCUUCUGUCAUAAAACAAAUGUAUGAAAUGAUGGAAACUACGGGAGACAUGGAUAGGAAGACAAAAAAAUUGAACGAACAACUCCAGUCAGGAAUGCAUGACGAUGAACAGAAUUCGCCGCUAACGAAUGAGGUGCUGGAAAAUCGCUUCUCGAAGCUUAUAUCUCGAAGGUCAAAAUAUCACCGAAGAGCAUACGAAAAUGAGAAACAACAGUUGUUGUAGACGCCUGGAAAAAAUCCAUGUCAGGAUUUCAAAUUGUGAAUUUUGCUGUCUGAAAAUAUGCCCAAACAAGGUCACAGGUAACCUUAUUGUGACUGGAGAAACUCGCUCAAAAACCACGCUAAAGUUAUGUUUAACAAGUGAUUGGAUUUAGAAGAACCUGUUGUCGUAUUUUUAUGUUCUAGACCAGGGGUGCGCAAACUGUUGCUCGUGGGCCAAAUUCGGCCCGCAAGGAAAUAUUGGGCGGGAUGCGCCAAUUUUGAAUAAUCUGCCCGUUUUUAGUUUAGUUAAUCUUGUAAAAAAGCCAAUACCAGCACCGGAGUGUCGCUGUCAAAAUCCUGUUGCGUAAUACACAAUGUUAUAAAAACGUGUUUCUCACUGAAUUCGUUUAAAGUCGGUGUGACAAUAAAUUGAAUAGCGGUUUUCUUCAGAAAUUUAUGCAUUUUUCUGUUAUUUUCAAUUUAUUUUAUAUAGGUAAUUAUUGUGCAUUUAGUAUUGUAAGAGACGAACAAAAUUUUAAUAUGAUGCAGAGAUGUAUUCGAAUUUAAUAAAAUUUGGCAAUAACUAAGAUCAUGAUUUUGUUUAAAAAAAAAUCUAUUUUAACACAUUAAAAUAAAAUUUAUAUACCUAGGCAACAACUUUUUAUGUAAUUAAUUCAACACUGAAAACUAUUCAAAUACGGACAUACACAGUAUUAUUGAUUAUAUAGAAUGGAGUUCCAUAGCUUCACACACCUAUUCAUUUUAUUUGUAUGCAGUCAUAUGCCUUAUAUAUGUCAUGUGAGAUUACAGUGCCUCUUAUUGGAGGUAUACAUGUUGUUUAAAAAGCUGCUCAGCCGAUGUUUUUGCCAUUUAUCACAUUGUAAAUUCUUUUAUUGCAUUAUGCCAGAAGAGAUUACUUAUUUUGUAGAAUGAUAUCAACUGUUUUUAUUGCUAUGCAUUAAACUCUUGUUUAAAACACUUAAACCAGAAAUUCUCAAUUUACUCUCCGCUGUUCUUUUUGCACGAUCAGUUUCGUGUUAUAUUUCUAGCUUGUUCUUUUUAUUAUGCAAUAUCCCUCCUAUAUUCAGACCAGUGAUGACUACGUCUAUUCUUGUCGUUUCUUGCAAGAAUAAAAACAAGUAAGCCAUA